Salpingoeca rosetta is the source of this 913-nucleotide messenger RNA. RefSeq lists its product as uncharacterized. NCBI's taxonomy places the organism in Eukaryota, Choanoflagellata, Craspedida, Salpingoecidae. The record is from RefSeq and is a predicted model, not a curated record. The transcript has 3 exons. The coding region runs from base 276 to 842 and encodes 188 amino acids.
GCAGUGGAAGGACGUCGUGUCUGUUCCAAGCAGCUGCUCGGUACUCGCUCCAAGGCGAACAGGCACUGCUGAUUCUGUCAAACAAGGACAAGGUGUACAAGCGCCGGCCGCAGCUGCGAAAGGAGUACCCACGCGCCGUGCUGUCACGCAUCACCAUCCGCUACCUCUCACCGCAGGAGCUGCUGACCUACCUGGCGUACUGCCACUUUGAGCCCGCCAGGUUCGCCUUUGUUGCCAUCGACGACUUUGACGUCUUCCUUCAGCCUCCCGGCGAGAUGGCCAGGAACGCCCGGCUGUGUGCGUACCUCCUACACAUGCAGAAAUUCAUGCGCUGCAACCUGGCGCUCAGCAUGCCCUGCACAAACCUGCGCAAGCCCGAGCGGGACCCGCACAUGGCAUUGCUGCUUCGCUGGAUCCCGCACGUCAUGCUCAUCGAGGCCUCCUACAGGUCUGGGGUGGCGCCAACUAUGCCAACACCUGGCGAUCACCUGCGCAGCGAGGCGACCCUCUAUCGUUGUGAUCCCGUCGACCCGUUUGCAGACAACGCCGCUGGCGAUGGCAAUGGCAGCGGCGACGGCGAUGGUGAUGUCGCAGGGGUGGAGAAGCAGCAGCAGCCGCUCGCAAAGAGAAGCAAGCACAGUGCGGCUGGCACAGCUGACGACGGUGGCGAUAAGGAUCGGUUCCUGCGGUCGCAGAUUCCGCACAGCCAAGCGAAGUCUUCGUCUUCGUCGGCAUCGUCAUCACAGCAGCAGCAGCAGCACGCUCUCAAGUGGACACCGAUAUCGCAAACAGUCGUGUUCACCUUCACCACCCGCCGCAUGAACGUCAUGCACGUUGGAUGACCGCUUUGUGUGCUUGUAUUUGGGGUUUGGUGUUGUUGUUGUUGUUGUUGUUUGUUUGUUUGUGUGUUUGU